GGUGGAAGUAGCUCCACCGCAGCUCCCGGGAAGCCACUUGUGGGUGCGAGCGGCCACGUCGGGUCCUCGGGGGACACCUACAGGGAACCUCUGGCAAAGCAGUGGCUAGAAGAAAUGAGCUGGUCAAGGCACAUCCAAGGAGGCUCAAAAACGGCGUGGGAUAAAGCUAAGAAGUGCAUAGAAAGGGUUUUCAACGGAUCAAGAAAGAGAGAGAGUGAGAAGACCCUGGAAUCCAAAAUCGACGAGGCUUUCCAGGACCUCAGCAAUAAAAUGAAAGCUCUGCAUGAAAAUUUCAAAAACUUAGAGUCCAAAGAGAGGGAGGAGAUCAGAGAAGAGCUGGAGAAAAUCCCAGGAAACAAAGAGGAGGAAAUUGCAAGGUCCCUGGAAUCCAAGUUCAAUACGAGCCUCCGGCAGCUUUCCCAAAAAAUUGAAACUCUGGAAGAAGAUGUACAGGAAUGGCCAGAGACCAUAAAGGAUGAGGUUCAGCUUUUCAGAGCAGAACUGGAGAUGAAUAAAGGAAACAAAGAGGAGGAAAUUGCAAGGUCCCUGGAAUCCAAGUUGAAUACGAGAUUCCGGGAGCUCUCCCAAAGAAUUCAGACUCUGCAAGAAGAUGUACAGGAAUGGCCAGAGACCAUAAAGGAUGAGCUUCAGCUAUUCAAAGCAGAGCUGAAGAAGAACUCAGGAAACAAAGAGGAGGAAAUUGCAAAGACCCUGGAAUCCGUGUUGAAGACCUUCUUGCAGCUCUUCCAAGGAAUUAAAAUUGUGGAAAAUCUAAAGAAGGCCAUAAGGCAUGAGCUUCUGCGUCGCAGUGCAUAGCUGGAGAAGAACCCAGGAAACUCAAACAACUACAAGACAACGUGAAGAAAUUGACUGUGAAUGAAUUGGGCUUUGAUGAAUGGUUUGAGGGAUGGGGAAGAACUGGAUGGCUGAAAGAUAUCGUAAAGGGAGCUUUGUUACUAUUAGUAGUCAUUAUUAUAUUGCUUUGUAUUACUCCAUGCCUAAUGAAAUUGGUGACCCGCUUGGUAGAAAAUAUAAUGAGUAAAGGGUUUGUCUGGUGAAAGAAGAAGGGGGAAUUGUAGCAAUGUAUCUGAACAACUUAGGCCACACUGUGCACCAGCCAUACCACUUGUAGCUGUUCUUAUCAGAGCCCUCUGGAAUUCAUCAAGGUUACUAAGACAUAAACUGUGCAAAGUUAAGAAAGAAGAGGCUGAGAAACACAAUACCAAGACCACAAGAACUAGAUAACAGAAGGCUGUGAGCUACCUGGACUGUAACCAGUCACAUACUAUGAGAAGUGGAUGCAGAACGUGUGGACAAGACAGAGACAACAAUGAAGAAGAGCGUGAUCAGUGUGUGCAGUAGGGUUAGAAUGUAUAAAUAAGUGCAUAAUGUAAACAAUAAAUGGCUUCUGCUUAAUCAUA
Messenger RNA from Passer domesticus (house sparrow), 1421 nucleotides. RefSeq lists its product as uncharacterized. The coding region runs from base 115 to 816 and encodes 233 amino acids. The record is from RefSeq and is a predicted model, not a curated record. NCBI's taxonomy places the organism in Eukaryota, Metazoa, Chordata, Aves, Passeriformes, Passeridae. The transcript is spliced from 8 exons.